AUGUUGCCCCAUACCCUCUCCUCGUCCGCAAGGCCGAAUACGGUCAUGUCUUCGGCGUCGCCCGAGGUGAUGGACAUCACCAACAUGCUGAACAACAAAGGCGGCAUGACUCACGGACUCGGGGGAGGCAUGCCCGACCACCAUCAUCAUCAGCACCACCUUGGCCUCGUUAAGCAUGAGCCUACGAUGGACCGAUCAGCCUCUCCUCACAUGUCUGAGCAUUCUUCCUACUCCGCCCACAGCCUGUCUCGUGCCUAUCCUUCACCAACGGCCAUGCAAGCCCCCAUGCAAAUGCAGAACCCUAUGCAUAGUGCGAUGCAGAUGGGUGGCUUCGCCGAUAUGUCUGGCAUGGGCGGCGUGCCCAGCAUGGCUAUGCAUCAUAUUCCGCAGCAGCCACCGCAGCAGCAGCAGUCUCCCGCCGCUCCUGUGAAGGCCUACCCCUGCAGCACUUGUGGCAAGGGCUUUGCCAGGAGAAGCGACCUUGCCCGUCAUGAGCGUAUCCACACAGGUGUCAGGCCCCAUGUCUGCGACUACCCCAAGUGCAACAAGCAGUUCAUCCAAAGAUCUGCCCUGACCGUUCACCAACGAGUCCACACCGGCGAGAAGCCCCAUCACUGUGAGACUUGCGCCAAGCCAUUUAGUGAUAGCAGCUCUCUGGCUCGACACCGAAGAACGCAUUCAGGAAAGCGCCCUUACAAGUGCCCUUACGCCGACUGCCAAAAGACAUUUACGAGGCGCACUACUCUUACACGGCAUCAGAACCACCACACGGGCACCAUCGAAGAGGCGGCGGCGGCCACCGCGGCGGCGCUCGCAGCCUCAAGGGCCAAGAACGGAAGCCAAGCUCGCUCCGACGGCGACCACAUGUCCAACCACGGCUCGCCCCUGACGACCCCGUCACCCAGCCAUCACACCAUGAUGUCUCCCGCCCUGGACCUCUCGGGAUCCAACGGCCUCAGCCGACACGCCGAAUUCCAGUACAUGACACAGAGCGGCACGCUGCCUCCUCACCUCCGCGUGGGCAGUCCUAAUUCGACAACGUCGGCCGCCAGCUACAACACCGGGAUUCGGCCCACCUCGCACCCUACCGGCUACGGCCCCCCUCCCACGCUGGAGCCCAGCUUGGAGCAGCACCCGGCGGGAGCUGGAAGCGCAGGUGGCAGUCCUCACAUGAGCCAGGUUGGCUGGCAAUCCCCCCAAACCCACUCGCCAUCUCACAACGGCGGCAGCUACGUCUACCCCGACCCCGAUGGUUACCCACCCAACCCCUCGAUGAGCCAGAUGUACUACGGCGCACCACAGCAGAUGCGACGGCCGCAAAGCACAGAGCCUGGUCUGGUACACAUGGCUUAG
Molecule: messenger RNA, 1353 nt
Organism: Trichoderma aggressivum f. europaeum
Lineage: Eukaryota; Fungi; Ascomycota; Sordariomycetes; Hypocreales; Hypocreaceae
Product: transcriptional regulator family: C2H2 zinc finger
Exons: 3
Coding region: 1-1353 (450 amino acids)
Biological process (GO): regulation of transcription by RNA polymerase II
Cellular component (GO): transcription regulator complex; chromatin; PcG protein complex
Molecular function (GO): DNA-binding transcription factor activity, RNA polymerase II-specific; RNA polymerase II cis-regulatory region sequence-specific DNA binding
Source: RefSeq, a predicted model, not a curated record